AUGCGUCCCCACUUCACUGUUGCGCUGCUUGCUGUGUCCUUGGUCGCUACAAUGGACAAGGCUGAACGACUUCGCCGACCUAGCUCACCACCUAAUCGGAAGAGCGGAGACGACUCUGCUCAAGGUCAUGUACGAGGGGCUCUCACCACUGAUGAAGAAAGAGGGGCUAAUACGUUGUUUCUGAAUGCGGCCGCAAGUCAAGUAUCUCAUCUAAGAGAACGUGGGCAACUUGUUGCGUGGUUUCAGCCGCAGGAAGCUGUCAAAGGGACGAUGGGCGAUCAGGAGCUCCUUCGUUUCUGGGAGAACUAUCUGAACCUCGUCAAGCCGGACAAUUUUCGUGGCAUACAAGAACUGGUGGAGGUUGAUGGCCUGUUGGGCUUUGCAUCGACAAUCGCCCGGUUGAAGCGUGGUUCCGAGAGUGUGAAAGCUAUUGCUUCUCGAAUGGAGAAAAGGCUGUUUUACAUGUGGCUAUGUCAAGGAACGACACCUGAGUUGCUGUCCAAUGAACUCAAGCUUGACAUCGACGAUGUUUUGCUUAACACACCAGCCUUUGCAAUGUUGAAAAGCUACGAGAAAUUCCUUGCUAUCAGUGACCUUCAGGAGAUCCAGGCGGCGAAUCUAUUGACGUACAAGCGGCCAGUCAGUGACGAGUUAAACGACCUGAGACUCCCAAGUGAUGCCGACAACGACCUACGACUCCUCAGUGAGCGCGAGCACGAUUUCGACAACAACCCGAGAAAGCGAGAGCGUGAGUCCGACGACGACUUACGAAUCCUGAGUGAGCACGAGCAUGAGUCCGACAACAACCCGAGAAAGCGAGGGCGUGGGUUUGACGUCAACCCGAGCAAGCGAAUGCGUGGGUUUGAUGAAAACCCAAGCAAGCGAAUGCGUGAGUCUGAUGACAACCUGAGCAAGCGAAUGCGUGAGUCUGAUGACAACCUGAGCAAGCGAAUGCGCGGUUUGAUCGUGUAG
Molecule: messenger RNA, 972 nt
Organism: Peronospora matthiolae
Lineage: Eukaryota; Oomycota; Peronosporomycetes; Peronosporales; Peronosporaceae
Source: the annotation of a GenBank genome assembly